Pochonia chlamydosporia 170 is the source of this 2007-nucleotide messenger RNA. Its product is annotated as methylenetetrahydrofolate reductase. The record is from RefSeq and is a predicted model, not a curated record. Lineage: Eukaryota; Fungi; Ascomycota; Sordariomycetes; Hypocreales; Clavicipitaceae. The transcript has a single exon. Gene Ontology annotation, molecular function: FAD binding; methylenetetrahydrofolate reductase [NAD(P)H] activity. Gene Ontology annotation, cellular component: cytosol. The coding region runs from base 1 to 2007 and encodes 668 amino acids. Gene Ontology annotation, biological process: tetrahydrofolate interconversion.
AUGGACAAAAUCACAGACAAGAUUGCCGCGCUGCCGGCUGAUAGGGAGUACUUUUCUCUCGAGUUUUUCCCGCCCAAGACGGCCAUGGGCUUUUCCAACUUGCGCCACCGACUACAGCGCAUGGAACAAGCUCUUAAGCCUCUCUUUGUCAAUGUGACCUGGGGAGCCGGAGGGUCAACAGCAACCAAAUCUCUGGAGCUCGCGGAGCUCUGCCAGCGCGAGCUUGGCCUGACAACAUGUCUUCAUUUGACUUGCACCAACAUGAGCAAGCGCCUUAUCGACAAGGCUCUCGAUGAUGCCAAAGCUCUCGGCAUCCGUAACAUUCUCGCUCUCCGUGGCGACCCUCCCCGGAAAGAGGAAUACCGCGAUGCGAGCGAUCCGGAAGAUGAUGGACAAGAAGACUUUACAUGGGCCAUUGACCUUGUGCAAUACAUUCGCAAGAAGCAUGGGGAUCAUUUCUGCAUUGGAGUUGCAGCAUAUCCCGAGGGCCACUCUGAUGAGUCCCAUCCACUGGGACAAAGUUUGGAGCAUGAUCUGCCAUACCUUGUGGACAAGGUACAAGCUGGCGCCGACUUCAUCAUGACACAGCUCUUCUUCGACAUUAAUGCGUACGACCAUUUCGAAAAGACGCUUCGAGAACACCCCAGUGGUGCUUUCAAAACAAUACCCAUCCUGCCUGGUCUGAUGCCCAUUCAGAGCUACCAAAUGAUCAAGAGAACAACCAAACUCAGCCAUGCCAAAAUGCCAACCGCCAUCAUGGAUCGUCUCGAUGCCGUCAAAGGUGACGACGAAAAAGUCAAGUUGGUUGGCGUGGACGUAAUCAGUGAACUCAUUGAUCAAAUCAGAACGAUCAAGAACCGAACACCAGGACGCAGAGGAUUCCACUUUUACACCCUCAACUUGGAAAAGGCUGUAUCCUUUAUUGUCGAGAGAACCGGCCUUAUUCCAGAUGAGUCGGAGAACGACGAGGCUGUCAUUGACGACGGCGCACUCUCCCCUCCAGCAAUCCAGGUCAACGGCACCCGCACGUCAACGCAUUCUAGAACAUCCAGACGACACUCAUCCGUUGGAUCUGAUCCUCACAACCGUGUCAUCGUCGGAGGUCGACCAGCAACACACCCCGAAUGGGAGGCCACAGGCCAAGAAGCAGGCGUACCAGCCGAGAGCAUCAACUCUCGCGCGAAUACGCUUGCCAUUUCCGAAGGCGAAGGCGUCUUGGGCAGAGAGGCCACAUGGGAUGACUUCCCCAACGGCCGAUUCGGUGAUUCAAGGUCGCCGGCGUAUGGUGAAAUCGACGGCUACGGCGUCAGCCUACACAUGUCGGUAACACAGGCCGUCACGCUCUGGGGCCGACCCACGACCCGCGAAGACGUCAACAACGUAUUCGUCAAACACAUCAAGGGCGAAGUACCCUCAAUCCCAUGGAGCGAAGAAGGCCUAUCCCCCGAAUCGUCCACCAUCCAAUCCCGUCUAAUGGACAUGAACACCAAGGGCUGGCUGACAGUGGCCUCCCAACCAGCCGUCAAUGGCCUCUCCUCCAGCGACAGGACAUUCGGCUGGGGGCCACGCAAUGGCUUCGUAUUCCAAAAGGCGUUUGCGGAAUUCUUCCUCCCGUCAGCGGACUGGGCCCUUCUGGCAGAUAAGCUAAAGGGCUCAGACUACUGCGACAGCGUGUGCUUCUACGCGGCUAACGCAAAGGGCGAGUUUGUCUCGUCCGACGUCACGGGGGGUGUUUCCACACGCACCGUCGCAGCGAGCACCAACGCCGUAACGUGGGGUGUGUUUCCGGGCAAGGAGAUUGUGACGCCCACGAUCAUCGAGGAGGUUAGUUUCAGGGCGUGGAGCGAGGAGGCGUUUGGUCUGUGGGGGGAAUGGGCAAAGGUGUAUGGACGGGGGUCGGAGAGCGAGAAGCUGUUGAGUGGUAUUCGGUCGGACUAUUGGCUUGUGAAUAUUAUUCAUCACGAUUUUAUAGACAGGGAGGCGCUGUGGAAGUUGCUCCUGGGGUGA